AUGAAUGAAGAUGCCGUCAAUUCGCCAGCCUUUGCGAUCAGUGGAAGCUCUAAGGGUGUGAUAACCAAAUUGGGGCAGUGGGAAAGGAAGGUAGACUUUACAGUCUCCCCUAUAGAUGACUUCGAUGUUGUUCUCGGAUUGGAUUUCAUGAUGUUGGCUCAGGGCCUUGAACAAAAUCAUCGUAAGAAACAAAUAUCCUAUCCCUCUAAUAGCAGACUUGUCAGAAUCAUUGAGGGAGAUGAACCGAAGACCACUUGUGUAACAUGGUUACAGGACCACCGGUUAUAUGUAAAAAAGGAGAAGUGUGCAUUUGCUCAGACACAAAUCCAUUUUCUUGAUCACAUUGUCGAAUGUGGCCACAUCCGAAUGGACAUGAAAAAAGUCAGGGCCAUCAAGGAGUGGACAACACCGAAGAAUGUUAGUGAGCUUCGCUCAUUUUUGGGGCUAGCCAACUAUUAUCAGAAGACAGAAAAUGCAGCCGUUAGCCAUUUUCUCACCCAACCAAGGCUCACAGUGAAACAAGCUGGUGGCAAGAAUUUCUAG
Durio zibethinus is the source of this 543-nucleotide messenger RNA. NCBI's taxonomy places the organism in Eukaryota, Viridiplantae, Streptophyta, Magnoliopsida, Malvales, Malvaceae. The record is from RefSeq and is a predicted model, not a curated record.